Clunio marinus is the source of this 273-nucleotide messenger RNA. The record is from the annotation of a GenBank genome assembly. NCBI's taxonomy places the organism in Eukaryota, Metazoa, Arthropoda, Insecta, Diptera, Chironomidae.
AUGAUAUUUUAUUUCCCUUUGUUGUGUGGAAAACCUCAAGAAAGAAAAAAACGAAGAGAAAAUGUCAGAGAAAAAAGGAAAAUUUGUGGCUUUUAUUGCCUUUCAUCAACAUCAUUUUCGCAAGAUUUAAUGUCUCAUAAAUUUGCCUCAUUAUUCCUUAGUAUGAUAAUAUUUGUCAAGUUAUUUAUGGUGAGAACAAAACGAGAUGGUGACAGGCACCCCUUGAAUAGAAAUGUAAAAGUUUGUCAUCUUUUCGAACAUUUGAUAAGCUGA